GCUUCAGGUGUCUCCUGUUAUUUUUCUUCUUUUAGGGGCGCAGCCGUUCCCAUUAUCGUUUCUUGGUGCAGGUCCGGCACCCGUGUUUGCUGCAGAUAGAUCGAAGUGGCACAUUCCGAUGCCGUCGGGGAAAGGUUAUUUUAAUUUUGGAAAGAUUCUUUUCAGAAAUACUACCAUCUUACUGAAAUUUGAUGGAGAGCCUUGUGACCAGUCUUUAAAUAUAACCUGGUUUCUGAAAAGUGCUGAUUGCUACAAUGAAAUCUACAAUUUCAAGGCAGAUGAAAUAGAGUCAUACUUGGAAAAUCUCAAGGGAAAAAAAGGCUUGUCUGGGAGAUACCAAACAUCAUCAAGAUUAUUUCAGAACUGUAGUGAACUCUAUAAAGCACAGAGCUUUUCUGGGGAUUUUACACAUCGACUUCCUCUUUUGGGAGAAAAACAGGAGGCUAAGGAGAAUGCAACAAAUGUUACCUUUACUGGAGACAAAAUUGUAGAAGAACCCAUCCAGAGAUGGUCAGUUGAAGUUACCUGUUCAGAGGACUAGAGAGCAAGGAAUGAAAACAAAUGAACAAAGCCUUGGAGACCUAUGCAUCUAUCAUGCGGACCAGUGUGCAUAUAAUGGAAGUCUGAGGAGAAAAGAGGCAAUGCAUGAACCAUUGCAGACUUGGCAAGAUGCUCCAUACAUUUUUAUCGUGCAUGUUGGCAUCUCGUCCUCAAAGGAAUCACCAAAAGAAAAUGCACUAAGUAACCUUUUUACCAUGACUGUUGAAGUAAAGGGUCCCUAUGAAUACCUUACUCUUGAAGACUACCCACUGAUGAUUUUUUUCAUGGUGAUGUGUAUUGUGUACGUACUAUUUGGUGUUCUCUGGCUGGCAUGGUCUGCUUGCUACUGGAGAGAUCUCCUGAGAAUUCAAUUUUGGAUUGGUGCUGUCAUCUUUCUUGGAAUGUUUGAGAAAGCUGUGUUUUAUGCAGAAUUUCAGAAUAUCCGAUACAAAGGAGAAUCUGUCCAGAAUGCCUUGGUCCUUGCAGAGCUGCUCUCAGCAGUAAAGCGCUCACUGGCUCGAACCCUGGUCAUCAUAGUCAGUCUGGGAUACGGCAUAGUCAAGCCUCGCCUUGGAGUCACUCUUCACAAGGUUGUGGUGGCAGGGGCACUUUAUCUUUUAUUCUCUGGCAUGGAAGGAGUCCUCAGAGUUACAGGGUAUUUUUCUUACUCAUUGGCUCUGAUAGUAAGCCUGGCCCUCUCUGCAAUUGAUGCCUGUAUUAUUUUAUGGAUAUUCAUUAGCUUAACUCAAACCAUGAAGCUAUUAAAACUUCGGAGGAACAUUGUAAAGCUCUCUUUGUACCGACAUUUCACCAAUACGCUUAUCUUGGCAGUGGCAGCGUCUAUUGUGUUCAUCAUCUGGACGACCAUGAAGUUCAGAAUAGUGACUUGCCAGUCGGACUGGCGAGAGCUGUGGGUAGAUGAUGCCAUUUGGAGAUUGCUGUUUUCCAUGAUCCUCUUUGUCAUCAUGAUUCUUUGGCGGCCAUCAGCAAAUAACCAGAGGUUUGCCUUCUCACCGUUGUCAGAGGAAGAUGAGGAGGAUGAGCAGAAGGAGCCGAUGCUGAAGGAAAGCUUUGAAGGAAUGAAAAUGAGAAGUACCAAGCAGGAACCAAAUGGGACUAGUAAAGUAAACAAAGCACAGGAAGAUGAUUUGAAAUGGGUAGAAGAAAAUGUCCCUUCUUCUGUGACUGAUGUAGCACUUCCGGCCUUGCUGGACUCAGACGAGGAACGAAUGAUCACACACUUUGAAAGGUCAAAGAUGGAGUAAAUAAUGGGAAACUGCCAUAGAAGAUGGCUUGUAUCAGGGAAGAGACAGCUUGCGUGUCAGUCUUCUGCACUGCUCCGUGGGAUUAAAGGAGGCAAUGACAUCUGUUCCUGAUCUCUGUGCAUGGGAGCUGGGGAGAGGUGUCAGCCAAGGAGAGCAGCUUACUGAAACAUAUCCACGGGAUGAGAAAAACCUACCGGCUUCUUUACAUCAUCGACACCCUUUCCCUCCCAACCCCAUCAACAGCUGUUUUUGCAAGCUACAUGUUGUCCCUGAACUUUCUAUUCCAUUGUUUAAUCUGUCAAACUAGGAAGUUUAAAGUUUAUGAAAGGACUGUGUCAUUUACACCAUAAUUUGUCAUCUCUAGGAGCAACUGCCUGUGAUUUUAUUUAUUUAGGAAGUUGGUAAUGGGAGAAAUUAUCAUUUAUUUUUGAGUUUCCUGAGAAGUCAAGAUUACAUCUUGCAGAAGUAGUUUGUGGGGAAUAGGCCCUUUUGAGUUAAGGAACUAUAGAUCUAUCAGUGACCAAGAGGGAAUGGGGUGGGCAGAAAGCGAGAGAAACUUACAUGUGAUUCAAAAUCAAGUGCAAUUUUGUUUACAAAUGGUGUAUAUUAAAGAUUUUUCUAUUUCAGAUGUGCUUUAAAGAGAAAUACUAACUCUUCUGACAUCUGAUAUUAUGACACAUCCCAUUGCUGGCAAUGUGGUGCACACUCCAAAACUUUUAAGUACCAUUUAGUCAGCCUCCAAGGGCAGCAUUGCAGUCACAGGCCAUGCUUGGUUUCCCUUCAUGCCAUUCUUUGGGAUUACACCAGAUGCCAAGAGGCACUCUGUGUACGUGCUGUGAUUAUUCGCCCUGCAAGAGGGAUUAUCAUGCUUCAGAAGGGGAGCUUACAGAGAGGGGACAGGUCCCGUUGCUUUACAAGCAGGUAUUCUUGCAUGAAGUGGUAUGGAGGCCCUAGACUGCUGCUGCUGCUUUUUUUUUUUUUUUUUUUUUUUUUUUUUUUUUUUUUACAGAUUGAGGGUUCUAGUUUCUGAUGUUGGCUUGGAGACGGCCUAUAACAUCACCAGGGAUGGGUUCACUUGAAGCACUGUAUUUCAGUUUUGAUCGUUUUAUCCAGUUUUGCCUUCCCUAAAUUUUUGUUCUACAUGAAAAGUUCAUGCCACUUUUUAAUAUAAAAAUUUUAACAAAA
This is a messenger RNA of Mus musculus (house mouse), 2990 nucleotides long. RefSeq names its product transmembrane protein 87A (gene Tmem87a). The record is from RefSeq and is a predicted model, not a curated record. Lineage: Eukaryota; Metazoa; Chordata; Mammalia; Rodentia; Muridae. Gene Ontology annotation, cellular component: cytosol; membrane; ruffle. Gene Ontology annotation, biological process: monoatomic anion transmembrane transport. Bases 552 to 1805 code for a protein of 417 amino acids. The transcript is spliced from 21 exons.